AUGGUACUAUCAAAUGAUGGGACAUUUGAACUGACUUUAGUUGAUCCUUUUAGACAAUGUAAAGGAAAACCUUUAGAGUAUAAACACAUAAUGACACCUGAAGGGAUCUGUGUAAUAGGGGAAGUGGAUCAACACUUCAUUUUGAAUGUAGAAUGCAAAGACAAGGGAGUUUAUGGGAUUAGAGUGAUAGUAGAUGGAUAUACAUUACCAGGAAAGAAGACUUUUAAAAGUAAGUGUAAAGUUUAAGGGUUUACGAAUUCUGAUGGGAAUAUAAAUUGCUUCAAAUUUUAAAGACCAAAGACAGACCCUGAAUCUACAAAUAUAUAUAAGAGGAAUGUAUAUAGACCACCAUGGGAUUUAAAUUAGAAUGAUUAUCGUGAUUAUCCUGGAGGUGCAGGUGAGAUAAUAGUAAAGAUAUAUGAAACCAAAUAAGAGGAGAAUAAAUAAAGUGGUGGUGGUGGUGGACCUAGAGGAGGACCUAGAAAAUCUUAGGAUCCUAUGUUUGUCGAAGUGACAAAGAAUGAAAGCAAAUUAGCUGAAGAUUAAUGUUUAGGUAUUUCUUAAGGGAAUGUGAUUGAAUUACCUCCUAGAUAGAAUUUUGAUGAUUCUAGACCACCUAAACCAUUUAAAGAUGUUAUUGUUUAUGAACAUAUUGUAUAAUCCUUUAGAAUAAUUUAUUUGGAUACUUCAAGUUUGAUAGAGAAAGGAUUCAUUAAAUUGAAUUGUCAUAAUCAUAUUACUUAUUUGACAGAAGAGUUCUUUUAAGGCAAUGAGGCUGCUUUGAUUCAAGUAUUGUAGACUCUCAUUGAAAGUGGUUAGAAAGAUAAAGAAGAGUCAGAUAUUUAAUAGACAGCUAAUGUUUUAGUGGAACGUUUAGAUUAUUUCUUUUCUGGAGAACUUUUGAAUGUAUUUUUAAGCAAAGAGAAUCAAGAAUAAUUAUAAAUGGAUCCAGGAUAGAGAGCUUAAUAUUUAGAAGGUGAAUUGAUUAAAUUUAUGGAAGCUUGGCCAGAAUUCUUUAUGAAUUUAGGAAUGGGAAGUUUUGGAAUCAAAAAUAAAUAUGAUUUGAAACUCUAUGUAAGUAAAAUUUAAGACAAGGUUAUCAAUAAUCAAAUUAAAAAUAAUGGAAAUGAAAUAUCAAUAUAAUAAUAAUGA
Messenger RNA from Paramecium sonneborni, 1152 nucleotides. NCBI's taxonomy places the organism in Eukaryota, Ciliophora, Oligohymenophorea, Peniculida, Parameciidae. The record is from the annotation of a GenBank genome assembly.